UCAGUCGACUUUAUCGCCACACAUCCUCCGUUUCUAAUGAAAUUCAUUUUCCUUCGCCUCAAGGUUCAAGGUCACAUGACUUGCAACAAGCUCCGCCCUCUCUGACGCAACACAGACCAAAAGGAAACACACAGUCAAGACGAGGCAGAGACGGACAACUACGUUCACUGACAACUACUGUGAAACGACCAGCGACUGCUGCAGCAGAGAAGACUGGAAUUACUGGACUGAACACUUUAACCUGCUGCCGAUUUCACACAGUGAACCGGGCGAGUCACGACUCAAAGCGAAAGCAACUCUCCACCCGGACCGACUUCACUUCCUGCUUGCUGCGUUUGGGGCUUCAGUCAAGGACAAAAUGUCUUCCAGGUUGGACGAGGAUCUCUGCUGUCCUGUGUGCUAUGAAAUCUAUACAGAUCCGGUUGUUCUGUCGUGCAGCCACAGCUUCUGCAGAGACUGUGUGAAGAACUGGUGGAGGGGGAAACAAAUGCACGAGUGUCCAUGCUGUAAGAGAAGAUCCUCGAGGAGUGAUCCACCUCGUAACUUGGCCUUGAAGAACCUGUGUGAGGCCUUUUUACUGAAGAGAGAUCAGGGAGCUCCAGAGUCUCUCUGCAGUCUGCACUCUGAGAAGCUCAGACUCUUCUGCCUGGACCAUCAGGAGCCAGUCUGUGUCGUCUGCAGAGAGUCAAGGAGACACACCGACCACAGAUUCAAACCCAUCGAUGAGGCUGCUGAGGAUCUCAAAGGGAAGCUCCAGAAAGGCCUCAAGCCUUUACAGCAGAAACUGAAGCUCUUUGAAGAAGUAAAAAGAAACUGUGAUCAAACAGCAGCACACAUGAAGGUCCAGGCCCGACACACAGAGAGGAACAUUAAGGACCAGUUCAAGAAGCUUCACCAGUUUCUAGAGAAGGAAGAGGAGGCCAGGAUCUCUGCUCUGAGGGAUGAAGAGGAGCAGAAGAGUCAGAUGAUGGAGGAGAAGAUGGAGGCUCUGAGCAGAGAGAUAGCAGCUCUUUCAGCCACAGUCAGAGCCACAGAGGAGCAGCUGAGAGCUGAAGACAUCUCCUUCCUGAACCACUACAAGGCUGCAGUGGAAAGAGUCCAGCAGCAACCCCUGCUGGAGGACCCACAGGUGCCACCAGGUGCUCUGAUAGACCAGGCCAAACACCUGGGCAACCUGACCUACAACAUCUGGAUCAAGAUGAAGAAGAUGGUCUCCUACAGUCCUGUGGUUCUGGACCCAAACACUGCCGACCCAGGACUCGUCCUGUCUGAAGAUCUGACCAGUGUGACAUCUGGAAAAGCACAGCCGCUUCCUAAAAACCCGGAGAGGUCCAGAUUCUCCUGCUCCGUUCUGGCCUCAGAAGGCUUCAGCUCGGGGACUCACAGCUGGGACGUUGCGGUCGGGAACAACGAGGACUGGGAGCUGGGCGUGUUGGGGGACAACAUCCAGACGGGCGGAUGCCUACACUCCGGACUGUGGAGAAUUUUGUUUUCCGACAGCAAAUUGACAGCGCUCUCCACUUCGGAUCAAGAGAAAGAUCUGCCGGCGAAGCAGAAGCUCCAGAAGGUCAGAGUUCAUCUGAACUUUGAGGAAGGAAAACUUUCAUUCUCUGAUCUUGAUGCUGACGCAGAGAUACACACAUUCAAACACACCUUCAGGGGCACGUUGUUCCCGUACAUUUACACUGAGAACUCCCUCCCACUGAAGGUUCUACCAGUGGAGAUCUCUGUGACUUCAGGAAAUGCAAAGUAAGAGGUUAUGAGUUUAAAACUGUGAUUUACUGCAGUGAGACAGAAAGAAUAUGUACGUAUCGACUGCAGACUGAGCUAGUACUACAUAGUACAUAGCGUGAUAAAUACUAUGAUGAUGACAGUAGUACAAUGGGAAGGUGCCAUGUUUCGUAUGACUGACGUCUUAUGAGUCAGAAGUACAUCUCUAGACUAAAUAAUUGAUCAAUAAUCUAUAAUGCAAAUAGGAAGUAUUUAUGGUAAUGGGAAAGUGGAGGGCUGGAUAUUGCUUUUGGAAACCAAUAUCAAAAUAACAGGGGUUUUUUCAGUACAGUAAAAAUGAAUUUAUCAUGUGUACUUUUGUGCUGACACUGCAAAAUGAUGGGAUUUGUAAUUUCUCGCUCUAAAUGAUUUGGACGCACGCAUUUGAUUCUUUAUUAUUAUUGUUGCAUUAACGAGACGAACAUUUAGGAGUGAAAUUAAAGCCGAGAGACUUAUUGUU
Molecule: messenger RNA, 2230 nt
Organism: Gasterosteus aculeatus aculeatus (three-spined stickleback)
Lineage: Eukaryota; Metazoa; Chordata; Actinopteri; Perciformes; Gasterosteidae
Product: E3 ubiquitin-protein ligase TRIM35-like
Molecular function (GO): zinc ion binding; protein binding
Source: RefSeq, a predicted model, not a curated record